GCUGAGCAUACCACAUCACCUCAUCAUCUCCAUGGCGAUCACCCGGGUCAGAUAGGUACGACAGGACCAUUCGACCUCUAACAGGUCUCCUGACCUGCAGCAGAGAGCAAUGUUCGGUGGCGCUUUCUCGGGCUUCUUCUCGGGCUGGGACACUUUAUCUGCAUACACCAGUCUCUCUACUGGAUUACAGAAGCGCCUCGCUUCGUUCCUGCUCAAGCGAGCCAUCGGACACCUCGUCAAGGAUGGCCAGCUCGAUCUCAAUCAGAUUGAGGCAGGUGUCACAGCAGGGCGACUAGAGAUUCGAGACAUUGAGCUGGACGCAAAGGCCGUAAAUGCGCUCCUCGGUCCUGUUCCUCUUCUCGCCACAUCGAUAUCUCUGGCAAACAUCAGCAUUCAGAUACCAUGGUCAAACCUCAGAGGAGGGGAUCUCGUUGUCCUGGUCCAGCGACCUAGCGCCCACUUCGUAGUGGCUCCACCUCAUAGCGCAGGGGCCAAGCCAGCGCAAGAGCCCCUAGAUGUGUCGCUGGCCGAUACGGUGGAAGACUUGCUGGAGGAAGAUGCCGAAGGCAGAGAGCUGCAAGAGUCUUUGCAAGGAUCGCUUCAUGAAUCGAUUGGAGUACCCGGAGGCGCCCCAACAGCAGACGAUGCAUCCUCCACAGCUGUCGAGCCAGAGGCAGGGUCGAUCGUAGCCUCAAUGGUUGAGGGGCUGCUAUCUCGCCUCAAGGUCGAGAUCUCGGAUGCACAUUUUGUCAUUAGCGAGAAGGUAUUUCUGCCGGAACCCACACACUUCGAUCUCGAAGCCAAUAUCAGGAGUAUCAAGCUCAGAACAGAGACAAGUCUCGAGCAGAAGGAAGAUGGCAGUAAUUGGCGUCGAAAGGUGCGCAACAUCGAUGUGACUAGUCUCAGUCUCUGGACCACUCUGCAAGUCCUACUUCGGCAUAGGUCGUCACUGUCAAGCUCAGACACAUCAUCAGAUGACUCUUCUACGUCCCCUCGAUCUGGGAGCUAUGAGUCGGACGAUGUCAUGAGGAUGAGUCAGGCCGUCGAUGAUCUUGCCCUCAGCGUAGCUUCUGGCGCUUCGAGAUACGAGGAAGCUCACUCCGGGACAGAAAGUAUCUAUGGGGAUAGUCAAGAGGAGCAGGAGCCCCGCCGUACGAACAGAACCGGUAGCAACGAAGGGCGAGCCGCAGGUAGCGUUCAUUCGUCCCGCAGCAAGAUCCUGGACUUUGGGGAUGAGCCGAUAGUGAUGCAGUUUAUCACGCUCAGGCACUUGCCAGCGCAGCCCGACGUAGUCGCAUCCGAGACUUCCAUGCCCGAAGUUACUGGCGCCAAAUCCACACCAACCGUUAUGCUUACCGAGCAAAGGAGGGAAGCGCAGCAGAUCAACAAGCUCAGGAAGCCAGAACACAUGCUCGACAUCGCCAUUGGCUCUGUAGCUUGCUUCUUGGAGAUGCCGAACGUCUGCGCGCUUCUCGCCCUUGUGGAAGCUAUACGACUUUCUUCAGGGCUGUCUGUGCCUGUCGAAGAGCAUGGAUCAUCCUCGCCUCCUGCUCCACCCACCUUCUCUUCAAGCAAUCUGAGAAUAGCAUCUGUGGAGCUCCUAUGCGCCUACGAAAGCGUUGCGUGCCUCGAGGCAGAUCAUGCUGCUGCCUUUGCCGCCUCUGUGCAAUCGUUCUGGAGGCGCCCAGGCAGAAGCCAUCCUCUCCUUGGCCAUGUUCGCCUUCACGGCGAAGGAAUUCGGUUACGGCAGACGCAGAGCAAUCAGACAACAGAAGUGAAUGCUACGGUAGGUGAUCUGCGAUUGACAGAGGGCAUGCGGAUGGGCAAGGUUGGUGAGCUUGUCAUCAUGCCGAUCCUUGUCUUUGAUGGUGAGCUGUUGAAUCACUCAAGGUGUGGAGCAGCUCAGCGCUUGUUCGAUUGGCGUUCUGGACUCGAUGGUGAAAGAAAUCCUUAUCUGAAGGGUGCUGCAAAUGGGGACAACGCCUGGAAAAUGAAGCCGCUGAGGGGCCGAACACCCUUGAGUCCGAGCCGAAUUGACAAAGGCAUUGACGAUACUGUUACCGCUUUGCUGUCCCUGCACGGCUCGCUCGAGAAGGAGGAAGCUCGCUUAGAAGUCACGCUUCCCUGCACGCACCUCUUCGUGGAUCUCUCCGUCGCGCUGAGAGCGGCUCCUCUUCUCAACGCGAUUGCCAGCUCUUCUGAGGCUCACACUGGACUCUCAACCGAGGAGGAACAGAUUGAUCUCGAGGACUCAACAAAUACGCUGGGUGCCAAUCAUCUGAAUACAGGCCGCGUCGUGGGAAACCCCAGUCGACAUACGAAGUUCUCUCUGUACUCCGAUCUUGUAAGAUUGGAGGUGCGGAUACCCAACUGUAAAGCUGCAGAGCCAUCUCUGCUACGCUCCGGUAUACUCGCCGUCGAUCUGGCCGAGCUUUCGCUCUCGACCGCUGGACCUUCACUCGAUCAAGAGCCUGAUGUGCAGCGGCCGCGCGUACGCUAUGCUGAGGGUAAACCAGGCGCUGAGAGUGGCCGUCCUGAAAAAAAGCUGGCACAGCUGAGCUUCCGAUCCCUCUCUAUUCACUUUCAGUGUGUAAGAGCCAGCGAAGCCGAAACACUCGCUGUGCUCACUCACUUGACAGAUGAUGAGGACAGACCCGAUCAGCACCCCUACUUUCCGUCCGUAAAGCUGAGCCGACAAUAUAAUGCAGCGGAAGGCACAGGAAGGCUUUCUGCAAGGUGCAAUCUUCCCCUCCUUGAAGUGUCUCUGUCAAAGUCAACUCUAGACGGCAUUCAGUUCCUUGCCGACGACUUUGCGUCUUGGUCAGCUGAAAUGUCGCAUCUGAGGACCAAUUCACAGCCUGAACAAGAUGGUCUCAAGAUUCUAGGGAGCCGCUUCUUUCGCAACUCCCACUCAGGUCUGUCUUCCGAUGUUGUGGAGUCUACAGCUACACUACAGCGGGUGGAUGGGCCAGUCAACCAGCCGAUAUUCAUUCUCGAGCUGUCAGAGCUUAAAGGGAAAGCAUUUGUGCCCCGUCUCAACCACAAGGGCGGAGAUCUUCGCGAACUCACGAUCGCGGGACGGGAACUGAGAGCUCAUUUCGAUCCUCUACACGACAAAAACACCACCAAUCUUGCAAUCUCAAUCGUGGCUCUCACUGUCAGUCAGAGUAUCGGAGAUGAUCAAAUUCUCAGGCCGCUCAUUGCUCCAACUCUUCAGCAAUCUCUGACACGAGGAGUCGCACCGAUGAUCUCGUUGACUCUGCUCUUCUAUGCCGACGCUGAAACUUCGUAUAGGGAGAGCAGAAUAGAGCCCCUCUUGCGAGACUUUACUGUCACUUUGGACGAGGAUUCGAGCCUUUUCGGAGAUAUUGCAAGCUUUGCAAAGUCUCCUGCAGGCACAUUCGAGAAUGUCGAGCCGAGCGAGCUGACUCGGCUGCAACUCAACCUGAUUGGUGCAUCGAUUCUACUGGCGCCCACCACUGCCACAGAGCGAGUUGCGGUCCUCUUGGGCGACCUCAGUGUGCGGAGCAAAUUAGUAGGCGGAGCUCCUCGAACCUCCCUCCAUGUUACUUUGAAUGACUCGUCUGCGUUCCUCGUAGACAAGCCAUUGGAUGCUGCAUCGGAACGAAGACAUCGAGUCAAGACACCCAGUGAUCACUGGCUAUCUUUAGGCUUCGUAAGUGUGCUCGAUCUUUCUGAACUGAAGAGCACUGUCACGACCAGCAAGUUGACUCUACCUGACGUCGAUGUGAGGAUUUCGAGGGCCAAAGCUCAGAUCAGCGCGUGUGCUGAUACCUUGACGGCAUUGAUCAGUUUGAUAUCUUCUUUCGUGGAACCUCCGGGGGGAACCGACGACCUCAACGGCAGUACCGAGCUGCGAAGCGAUAAAGGCAGCACUGCCAGCGCAUCGGAGUCUUCUUCUCAAGACAUCAUGGCUGGCAUCGAUGAAAACGCUUUCCGCGUCGAUGCGGAAGGGAUGACAUCAAUACCCGAUUUACUGGAGGAUGAUAUUCCGUCACGGCCCGAGUAUUACGGGGCUGAGCGUGUCAUUGAGCCACAAGACUAUGAAGAGACGCCGCUGACGGAAGAAGACUUCUUUGGCAGCGAAUCCAUAGCUUCGAUCGUGGAUCCCAUACCCAAAGAGAGCAAGACAGAGGCACAUUCAGGAUUCGUCAUCCUGGAUUCGGAAGUCGUUACAGUGAGACUUCUGGAUGAAAACGGCCUGCGACCAGUUCCAGGCUAUUUCAGCAGGCCGGAUCUGCAACCGAAGAAGCGUAGUAUCACAGACGCUUUUGCGUCCUCUUUUCGCCUGCGGGUUGAUGAUUUGGAUCUCUCGAUGCACUUGUUCGCUGGCUACGACUGGGCAAACACCCGGACGGAAAUAGAAGCAGAGAUCAAGCGUGUGCGUCGUCGGCUGCAGAAGAUCAAGCAGCUACUCGACGAGGGGCAAAGAGCUGACGAUAGCGUCGAAGACGCCAUACAAGAUCUCGCAGAAUCGAUGCACAUCGCUUUCGAAUCCAAUACCGAUGCUGCAGCGGCACUCAACAUGCUGGACGACGAAACGGGGCCUCAGUCAGAGACGGCUUCGUCCGCGAGCACGUGGCAGCCGCUACCGCGGAGCCAGGGCAGACAGAUCACGCAGGGACACUCUCAUCAAGGGCGGAGAAGAAGCAAGCUUGAGCGGUCACAUGCUUCCUUGCUGGAAUUUGUAUUCAAGGACAUCAGCGCUGAAUACGAUCAGAUGGUUCCCUCGGCUUCACUGGCUUCUCAUCUCAAUGUCCAGGUCUCUGAUUUGCAGAUUCUGGAUCACAUCAAGUCUUCCAGCUGGCAUGCUUUCCUCACCCGCAUGUCAGAAAAGGGUGUCAAGUUCAAGACGGGUGAUGAAGCAAAGAUGGUCCGGAUCCAGCUUCUCAACAUCAAGUCAGCCAGUCAUGAGCAAGGAGAGUUCCGAGUCAGAGCAAAGCUAUCGCCUCUCCGGCUACACAUCGAUCAGGAUGCACUCGAAUUUCUACAGAAGUUCUUUGCCUUCAAGCGUCCCAGCGAAUUGUUGAAAGCUCAGACCGCGCCGAGCCCUGCAGAAGCAGCGUCAGUUUCAGGCCCCUUCAUUCAGUACGCCGAGAUCCAUUCCAUCAGACUCAAAGCAGACUACAAACCCAAGCGCGUCAAUUAUGGCUUGCUUCGCCAAGGCAAAGCCAUCGAGCUGAUGAACUUCUUCCACUUCGAUGGCGCCGAGACUACCCUGCGUCAUGUCACUCUACGAGGCAUCACUGGUUGGGCCAAGCUCUUUGACACGCUCAACGACAUCUGGACGCCAGACGUCAAGACCUACCAAAUUGCCGACGUCCUAGCCGGUAUUGCUCCCGUGAGGAGCCUAGUAAACGUCGGUUCUGGAGUGGCAGACAUGAUUCUCAUUCCCAUUGAGCAGGUGCAAAAGGACGGCCGCCUCGGUCUAGGACUGAAAAAGGGCGCUGGUAGAUUUGCAAAGGUGACGGCAUUGGAAGUCUUGAAGUUGGGAGCAAGACUGGCUACGGGGACGCAGGGUCUGCUAGAAAAGGCAGAGCAGGCCUUGGGAGCCGAUUCGAGUGGAGCCAGCGGCAGCGGCAACGGCAGUGCUUCGUCGCAGCGCAAAGUCGCUCCGACUCGACGUGCCUAUGCUGACGAAGAGGCUGAUUUCGAUUCGGGAUCUGAAGACGAUCGGCCUUGGUCUACGCCUGCAGGAGCAGCCGGCACAGAUGGCGCAGUGGACAGUAUCCCUCUCAUCGACGACGAGGAGUACGGCGCGCUGAUCAGUAAAUUCGCCGAUCAGCCUUCCGACGUGCGCGAGGCCCUUUCGCAAGCCUAUCGCUCCCUGCGUACCGGUGCAAACGCAGCAGCGCAGACCAUUCUCGCCGUGCCCAUGGAAGUGUACGAAGCUGGCUCCGGUGGCAGUGGCAGCGGUGGUGGUGGUGGGCCGGGAGCAGCAGGUCGAACCGUGGUCAAGGCUGUGCCUAUUGCGGUGGUGCAGGGGGCCAAGGGAGCGAGCGAGGCGGUGAGCCGGACGCUGAUGGGCUUGAGAGGAGUGCUGGAGCCUGGUGGUGGAGAGGACAAGGAGAAGUACAAGAGACAGAGCCCAGCCACGGGUCAACAGGUAGCUUCGAGUCAGCAGACCUCCCAGAGGAGGAAAUGAGGCGAAUGGAGUUGAGCAGAUUGGAACGGAACGGAGAGUUGACGAGCACGUGUACUUUUAUCUUAUCAUCCAUGACCGUUGUAGCCUCCCCUUCUAUCGAUCUGAACAAUUGAGAGCAGAGCGAGUGAUUGUGU
Microstroma glucosiphilum is the source of this 6300-nucleotide messenger RNA. RefSeq lists its product as hypothetical. Gene Ontology annotation, molecular function: phosphatidylinositol-3-phosphate binding. The transcript has 2 exons. NCBI's taxonomy places the organism in Eukaryota, Fungi, Basidiomycota, Exobasidiomycetes, Microstromatales, Microstromataceae. The record is from RefSeq and is a predicted model, not a curated record. Bases 110 to 6166 code for a protein of 2018 amino acids. Gene Ontology annotation, cellular component: extrinsic component of membrane; phagophore assembly site. Gene Ontology annotation, biological process: piecemeal microautophagy of the nucleus; autophagosome assembly; reticulophagy.